This is a messenger RNA of Catharus ustulatus (Swainson's thrush), 2734 nucleotides long. RefSeq names its product myocilin (gene MYOC). The transcript is spliced from 3 exons. Gene Ontology annotation, biological process: osteoblast differentiation; signal transduction. The coding region runs from base 146 to 1552 and encodes 468 amino acids. NCBI's taxonomy places the organism in Eukaryota, Metazoa, Chordata, Aves, Passeriformes, Turdidae. Gene Ontology annotation, cellular component: Golgi apparatus. The record is from RefSeq and is a predicted model, not a curated record.
ACCUCUGGCACGCGGCCUCGGCCAGCGGCCCCGGGGCAGUGCCGGUGCCCCCGCAGGCAUCGGGAAGGUUCUGGCUCGCCCGCCCCUCUUCCUCUAUAAAUGCGAGCGCCGGUGCCGGCGCGCUCACAGGGGCGGCGCCGGGGCCAUGCUGGGGGUCUGGCUGCUGCUUUGGGGUUCCGUGGCCCUGCGCGGCCGGGCGGACACCGCCUUCCUCCGCCGCGCCCAUGACAGCUCCGGCCACUGCACCUACUCCUUCACGGUGGCCAGCCCCGUGGAGGCCGCCUGCCCCGAGGCUGCCGGCGGCGUGCCCGAGCUGCGCGCCGAGCUGGCCGCCCUCGCCGCCCGCCUGAGUCGGCUGGAGAGCCGGGAGCGAGGAGCGGGGGGCUCGGGGCCGCGGGGAGCCGAGCCGGGGGGCGCACGGGACCCUCAGCCAGUGGCCGCGGCCGCUCGCCUGGAGGCCGCGUACGGCGAGCUGCUGCGGGCCAAGUCCCGGCUGGAGGAGGAGAAGGGGCGGCUGGAGCGGGAGAAAGAGGAGCUGGGCAGGCGGCUGGAGAACAGCGCCCAGGAGAUCACCCGGCUGCGCGCCGCCCGCUGCCCCCCCGGCAGAGAGGGGCCCGGCCGGGACACGCUGCGUGCCCCCGCCAAGGCGCCGCGCUGGGAGCCGCAGCCCCUCAGCUACCAGGAGCUGCAGUCGGAGAGGAGCGAGGUUCCCGUGUCGCGGCUGCUGGACGAGACGGCGCUCGGCCGCCCGGGCCAGGAGGACUCAGGCUGCGGCCGGCUGGUGUGGGUGGGAGAGCCCAUGGUGUUCGGCCGCGCCGACUCCAUCGCGGGCAAGUACGGCGUGUGGAUGAAGGACCCCGAGCCCGUGGCGCCCUUCACGCGGGACAACACCUGGCGUGUGGACACCGUGGGCACCGAGGUGCGCCAGCUCUUCCAGUACGAGGAGGCCGAGCAGCUGGCCCGGGGCUACCCCGCCAAGGUGCACAUCCUGCCGCGGCCCCUGGAGAGCACGGGGGCCGUCAUCUACCGCGGCGGGCUCUUCUUCCAGCCCCGCCACUCCCGCUCCGUGGCCCGCUACGACCUGCGGGGAGAGACCAUCACGGCCGAGAGGGAGAUCCCGGGCGCCGGCUACCACGGGCAGUACCCCUACUCCUGGGGGGGCUACACCGACAUCGACCUGGCGGUGGAUGAGACCGGGCUCUGGGUCAUCUACAGCACCGAGAAGGCCCGGGGAGCCAUCGUCCUCUCCAAGCUGGACCCCGAGACGCUGGAGAUCCGUCAGACCUGGGAAACCAACAUCCGCAAGCGGGGGGUGGCCAACUCCUUCCUCAUCUGCGGCACUCUCUACACCGUCAGCAGCUACUCGGCGCCCAACGCCACCAUCAACUUCGCCUACGACACUGCCACCGGCAGCAGCCGGGCCCUGAGCAUCCCCUUCGAGAACCGCUUCCGCUACCUCAGCAUGCUGGACUACAACCCUGCCGAGCGGCAGCUCUUCGCCUGGGACAGCUUCAACAUGGUCACCUACCCCGUCCGCCUGUCCCGGGAGUGAGCCCAGGCUGGCUCAGCGCCCGGGCCCCUCGUGCGUGCCUUGGCACCCUGCUUCCCUCCCCAUUGCUGGGGCCACACGCUGCCCAGCCACAUCCCCUUGUGCUCAAGUGCAGCAGAGAGAUGAAGCGCUGCUCCAGAGCCUGGCAGAGCCAGGGAAAUGCCUCUCCCAGCCUCGGUGGGUUUCAGAUGGGUCACAGCACCACCCAGCCUGGCCACCCCAAAACUGGAACAGGAUGGUGAGGGCUGGGCAGAGCAGGUGGUAGAAGGGCUGUGCAGGAAGAUCCUGCCUUAAAAUAAACGUUUUUCCCUGGUUGUGAGCAGCGAUCCCCUCUGUGGGGUCAGGGUUUGUUGUUUCCAGGCUCCCGCCCCGCAGAGCUCUCAUGCAGAGAUUCCACAGGCUCCACUGGCAUCCCACACUCCCAGUGCCCGAGGGCAUCCUGGAGCUCAGCCACCUCCAAAAAUCAUCGACUAGGCUCAAAAGCAGCAGAAAAGACAGACACACAUUGCACAAGCCUUGUUUUAUUGAGAGAGAUUAAAAAAAAGGCAGCCAAGAGAGCAGGGGUGAGGAGUGCUGGCAGAACGUCCUGCAGCCGGGUGGCCUCUUGGUACCCAGCCCUUCCAGCCAUGUGCUUCAGCUUUACAGGCCAUUCCAGGCCAGCAGCUCUCCCCACACCAGUCCAGAGCACAGUUUUAUCUAUUUAUUGUAGAAACCUUGUAGGAGGAGGCUUUUCCCCUCUGGCAUUUGGGGCAGCAGGAACCACAGGGGCUGCAUUGGGUCCUGCCCAAUAAACAGUGCCCAGCAGCACUGCUGCCUCACACCUCGUCUUUCCAAGGAGUGUGGUGGGCUGGUGCCCCUCGAUGCACCUACAGGCUGAAAGUGCUGGUGGGGGGAGCUGUAAAGCUUUGAGCGUGAAAAUGCCACAUUUUGGAAGGCAGCUUCUGACAGCAAUGCACCAGGUAUUGGAGCAGUGGAAAAGAACAGAGAGCACAGUAGGACUUGUGAUGAUCACCUGCAGCUACAAGGAUUUUCAGUGAGAUGCUCUACCCCAUUGCUGUUCUCCUGCCACCAGCACUGCUGUCUGAAGUGUAGCACUGUAUAUUUGCAUAGCACAAUGAAGCAUUUGGUUUGUCCAUCAUCCCCACGAGUUAUUUUGGAAAAAUACACGAUGGUUAUAAAAAGUGA